ACAACGAUUCUUAUUUUAAAAGUGAUUAUACACUAAUGAAAACAUACUUAUAAAUAUUAUAUUCCAUUUCUACCAAUAGCUCCUCCUAAAUGUGACAUACUGGACCUUUAAGUUAGUUGGCACCCCUGAACAAAGCUAAUCUCCAGUGGUGGUGGAAAUAUUCAGAUCCAUUACUUAAGUAAAAUGGAGGAAGUCUGAAUACAAGAGUCUUAACUGAAGAGAGUCAUAUAUGCAGACAAGCUUAUUUUUGCGUUCGUAAGAAUAGAACAUCUGCCAUUUCACUUCAUUUAGCAAGAGGACAAACCAAUGCAGAGACUGUGGAAGGACACUUGGUACCCUAAGGUGAAAGCUGACUGAGAGACUGCGAUUGUGGUACAAGCCAUGCUUUGUGAAGGCAGAUUGUUGAGCAUGACCUAUGGUGAAUUGGAGGAGCUGGAUCCCCUCCCUCCUCAGAAGGCUCUCCAGAGUGCUUAUGGGCUGCCGAGAGCAGCUGCUACCCUCAUGUCAGGCUCCACCAGACACGCUCCACUCGUUCAUCACAAUUACCCUGAUCAGACAGGUUGUGAGGACAACUGGAGUGCUUCAGUGGAGUUGUACAUUUCUCCACUGCAGUCCCAGGAUUUCCACAGAGCCCAGCCAGGCAGGCAGAUCUCUCCAGAGAUAGAGAUCCCAGCUCAGGCUCACUCAGGUGGUGAUUCCCCUUUCUUGGUUCCCUCCUUCUGUCAGAGCAUCUGCCAAAACUACAGCGACCUCCAUAUUGGAGGCGACCAGGUGCUGCCUCUUGCAGCCAAUGAUGGUGAGCUCCGGCUCUGUACUGACGCCCAGGCUGUCGGCCCCUUCCUCCAGUCCUGUGAUGUCCUUCCAGCUGUGGAGGAUUCUCCCCCAGGACAGACAUCUCAGGGUGGACUUCUGCAUCCACUGAGGGGAGGUUCAAAUCGCUGGAGACUGGGGAGUGCCCGUGAUCGGAGCUUUUUGUUCCAGGGGCGUGAAGGUCCAUUCUCCAACUCUCUUCUAAAUCACUAUCUGGAGCAGAAACUCUUGGAUUUGUACCAGCAAUACAUGAUGGAGAACAUGGCCAGGGAAGGGGCCCCUGGUUCGGAUUCUGACCCAGGCCCCAUUUGCCCUCUGCUGGGCUCAGAGCUGGUCCUGACCAGCCUAGACCAGAUCACUUUGCAGCUGAGUCGGGAAGGGAACCUGGAGGCCAGCCUGGCCAAGGACAUGGUCCUCAGCUGCCUGCUGCGGGUGGCUGGUGACAUGCAGUCAAGUGAGCUCAGCACUCCCUUUCUGCAGAUUUCAAAUGAGGCAUCCAGAGAGCAGCUCACAGAGAAUAAAGAGGAGUAACCCCAGUGUUAAGGAACUCACUCAUCCAAUUCUCCCUUUUAUUUUAGUUUUAUCACCAACAAAUAAGAUCAAACCACAUUUCAUUAAUAUUGUUCUUUUAUAAGCUAUUGAGAGGAUCAUGUUGAAAGCAAAUUCUGUAUGUGAUAAUGCAAUUAGCGUAUGUGCAUGUGAUGUGAUGUGAUGUGAUGUUACUUUCUAAAGGACAAUAAAAACAGGAACUGAAAAUUGAAA
This is a messenger RNA of Siniperca chuatsi (mandarin fish), 1572 nucleotides long. Its product is annotated as TLR adapter interacting with SLC15A4 on the lysosome. The record is from RefSeq and is a predicted model, not a curated record. Lineage: Eukaryota; Metazoa; Chordata; Actinopteri; Centrarchiformes; Sinipercidae. The coding region runs from base 382 to 1341 and encodes 319 amino acids. Gene Ontology annotation, biological process: regulation of toll-like receptor signaling pathway. The transcript is spliced from 5 exons.